Messenger RNA from Oryzias melastigma (Indian medaka), 1279 nucleotides. Its product is annotated as RCC1 domain-containing protein 1. NCBI's taxonomy places the organism in Eukaryota, Metazoa, Chordata, Actinopteri, Beloniformes, Adrianichthyidae. The record is from RefSeq and is a predicted model, not a curated record. Bases 47 to 1195 code for a protein of 382 amino acids. The transcript has 8 exons.
AGAAGUUUUCUGCUUUCAUUCAAAUGAAAGCAUUAGAGCCGAUGCAAUGCGCUGGUUUGGGUUUGGUUUUAACGCGUUUCAACAAAUUCAAGCCUCCAAAAAUUCCGAAAAUAGCGGUCUCGACGCUGACAAGACAAGACUGAGCAGUCCGACUGAGCUGAGAGGUCACGUGAACAAAGAUGGCGGCUAUUUUGAGUUGACUCAAAUCCGAGCGAGCUGGAGCAGGAGAGCAUUUCUUCAUUUGGAUGAGCCCGCGUGCGUGUGUUUGGAAGGUUCCGUUAACGACUCCUGCAGAGAAGUUUUAAAACGAAGUUGUGGCUGCAAAGAUGUUUUCAUCAGUGAGUCACAAAUUACACUCGCUUUCCCGGACAGAAUUGAGUGCUGGGAUCUGCAGAGAAAUGAUGACACUCCAUCAUGGAGCAUGGACACCCAGUCAGAGGGCUCUGCUGUCAGUUUGCCACUGGUUCCUGGUGGUUAUAUAGCAUCCAAAUCUCCAUUCUUCCACUCCUUGUCACCUCACAUGCAAGCCAAAAGCCUGGCUUUGGGUGGAGAUCAUGUCAUCCUCCUCACAGCUGCUGGAGCAGUCUACACUUGGGGACAGGGAAGCCACGGUCAGUUGGGACACGGAGCACUCCUCUCUGAGGAGGAGCCCAGGACAGUGGAGGCUCUGUGGGGGAUGAAGAUGAGCUCUGUGUCUGCAGGAGGAUGGCACUCGGUCUGCAUUAGUGACGCUGGAGACCUUUAUGUGUGGGGCUGGAAUGAAAGUGGACAACUUGGACUUCCAUCACAAAACCUGAGAAAAAUCUCAGAAAGGAAGGCACACCAACAAGGAGAAUUGAGCCAAAACAGCAGCACAUACCAGGAGGAAGUAUUCAUUUCAAUCCAAGCAUUCCCGGCUCUGUUAGACGUCACUCCAUUAUGUGAGGUGAAAGCAGUAGGUUGUGGCUCGCGGCACACAGCUGCAGUAACAACUUCUGGAGAUCUUUAUACUUGGGGAUGGGGUGGAUAUGGCCAACUCGGACACCAAUCCUUUAGCAGUUUAGAUGAGCCCCAGCGUGUGGAGUUUUUUAGGGUGCAGCAGCUGCGAGUUGUUGGCGUGGAGUGUGGGCCCUGGAACACUUUUGCUGCAGUCACCAAAGAGGAAGGACUUGCUCCUGAACAUCCCACAAAACCUCUCAAUAAACAUGGAGAGUAACUUUUAUAUCUCGUAACACAAACAAGAAUUCUGACACAUGAGAUUUUGUAUUUAUUUAGUAUAAUAAAGAUAAUGGAAAUUAAA